Molecule: messenger RNA, 316 nt
Organism: Dentiscutata heterogama
Lineage: Eukaryota; Fungi; Glomeromycota; Glomeromycetes; Diversisporales; Gigasporaceae
Source: the annotation of a GenBank genome assembly
CCAAAGUUGGCCAUAAAGCAGAUAUGAAAGGAAUAUUAAUAAAUACUUUAUGCAAAUUAGAGGCCUUGUAUAGUAAAGUAUCUGGAGGUUUAGGUUCUUUUGGUCUAUCGAUAGCAAGUAGAAAGAAAAAUGAUGAAGACAGAAAAUCUCUAGUUCUAUAUAGAUUUAUACAAGAUGGACUUGAAAUAAAUAUUUAUGCAAUGUUUUGGUUUGAAGAAAUUUAUCUUUUUGGUAGAAUUAACUUUUGCAUGGUUCCAUCAGAGAAGGAUAAUAGUUAUUAUUUGAAGAUAUUUACUGUGUUCUUAAAGAACUCGAA